ACCUAUUCGGUCAUUGCCAUAACCAAGGAGACGAGGAGACCAUCUAAACGCUCUGCCCAAACACGAUGGCCUCGGAUGAUGGUAGACGAGAUGCAGGGGGGCCAGAAGGAGCAGAAGGAGCUGAGAAUAGCAACCACUCGCUGCUGCAGUCGCUGGAGAAGGAGGUGCUAUUGUUGCGAAAAUCCCGAGACGAACAGGAGGAAACCACGGCCAGCCUGUUGGCGGAGCUGCAGCGGAGGUGCGACAAGGUCAUCGAGCUAGAGGUUAACCUCGAUCAGGAAAGGGCGCGCGCGGACCGGCUCGCGCGAGAGAGGAUGGAGGAGGAGGAGGCCCUCUCCGGAGAGCUGCGAGAUAUCAUGGCCACCGUCACCGUCGGCUCUGACGUGUUCGGUACUCCCGCCGCCGCCGCCGCCGCCGCCGCCGCUGCUCCUACGAGCCCCGCCGCCGGCAACGAUCUAUCCUUCGAUUCCGAGUCGAUCGAGCGGCAGCAAGUAGCGAACAAGACAGCAGUGGACAAAGACCCAGGACAAGAACCACCGGAGGACGGCGGCGGCGGCGGCGGCGGUGCGAUCGCGUCGGCGUCAGGGAUUUUCUCGGAGUGGCGGUUGGGCCGCGUGCGAGGAGGCAAAGCCAGCGAUGAUGACCGCAACGGGAAUAAUGCCGGCACAGGCAGCGGAAAAACCGGGGCAGCCAGCGAAACGAUGACUGCAGAGGAGCAAGAGAAACUAAAAGACUCUGCGGACGGGCCCGGGGUUGAUGGUCAAAAGAGCAGCAGCAACGGCGGCGGCAGUGCCAGGGAACAGGCGGUGGGAGCGCUAAGAGCGCGCGUGGUGGAGCUGGAGUUGCAGAGAGCGGAGGCGGCCGACGAGAUGAGGGAGAAGACGGACCGGUCAAUCCGGCUGGAGGUGCAGGUGGAGCAGUUGAAGAACAUUGUCCAGUCCCUCAGCCACGCCUCGUCACGAGAGGAAACCCAGGCGUGGGGGCAAGGUUCUUCCGCAACCACCAGGACACAGGAGACGGUAGACUUGGAUCCCCUCCUGCGGGACGUUCCUGGUGUGGAUCCCUCCGUGCUGCUGCUGCUCCACCGGACACCCUGGGCGGAUGUUGUCCUUGAGGGUAUUCGGAAGGAGGAGUCCUGCUUCGAGUGGCAGGGGAAAGACAGCCGAGGAGCAUGGAGCUCAAGGCUCGGCGCCUUUCCAACCGAGCUCUCUUCUCUCCCGCUUCACCACCUCGCGGGACCACAUCCCCCACCACAGCCGCCGCCGCCCCCGCAGUCGCUAUCGUCUCUUCCGCAAUCCACGUCAAGCCCAUCAUCGUCGUCGCCAUCGUCUCCGAGAUCCCGUUCUCCCACACUAGCCCUAACCGGUUUCGUUACGGCUGACCACGCGAGAUGUGAAGCUGGGGGGCAGGCGGGGAGCGAUGCUAGGGCCGGUGGGCUGAGGGAAAAGAUUGGGGGGGCGAUGGCGGCGGUGGCGGCGGCGGGGAGGGGGCUGGGCGGCGGAAUCGGCGGCGCCCCGGGUUGGCGCAUGGUGACCGACGAGGGCGUGACCUUCCGUUUCGAGCUGGACGACGUGGGGCUCCCGAGCCAUCACUGGGAGUGGGUCGGGGGCUGGAUGGUUGACUCCGAGACGGAAGCGUCGUCGGAUCAAGACGGCUGGAUCUACGGCCGGUCGCCUUCGGAGAUUUCGGAGAUUGCCCUCGGCCGAACAUCUUCGCAUAGCAACGGCAUGCGCAGCAGCAGCAGCAGUCCCGAGAUCAGCAGCAGCCGCAGCGCUGCUGACGCUACAGCAGGUGCCGCUGGCGUGGGCGAUGGUGCCCGCGAGCCAGAAGCAAGCUCGGAAAACACGCAAGAUGGGGAUGAAUCGCCGCCCCCCCAGCAGCAGCAGCAGCAGCAGCAGCAGCAGCAGAUGUUGGUUUCCGGCAACUACAGCGAUGGUGACAUCGCUUCCUCCGCCGAUAACAAAGGUGAAGAAGACGCCAAGGGCCCGCGGCGGCAAGCGACGGCUGCUACCGUUGGAGGGGGCAGCGAUGGGGCAGGCGGGGGCUGGGGUUUGAGGCGGCGGAGGCUCGUUAGGUUGCGGAUGGUUAGGAUGGUGGACGGUGCUCGGGAUAGCACAAUAAGCGUGUUGGAGAUGUUUCGAAGGUUAAGCAGCAUGGAGAUCCUGGUGCGCAAGCUAAGCCGCCAGGUUGUCACUCAACAGCGACAGAUGACAGCCUUGGAGAGCCAGGUAGCGUUCCUCGCCCCGCUUCAGCCGAAGCUAAGGAUGGCUUGCGCGCUUGGCAGGAAGGACCGAAUGCGAGGAGACGCUCUUCAGGGAAAGUUGAUAGAGGCUGAAAACGAGCUGAAGGUCCUCCGGCGCUGCAUGGAGACCACUUCCGGCACCGGUACCGGUACCGGUCCGCGGGGUCCCGCCGCCCCGCCGCUUGCCCCCGCAACCUCCCGCCGCGCCGCCGCCCCCGCGCCACUGCGCGCCGCUGUUCCCAGUGGCCGCAAUGUCAAGGGUGCCACUGAAGAUGACGAUGGGGUAUCGGCACGGCGGGCGGGUGGCGACGGCGGGGUGGAUAGCCGGGGCGCUGGUGCAGCCGGCGGAGGGGGCGCGGCGGCGUGGGGUUGGGUUGAGGGCGUGGCUCAGCGGGCGGCGGGCACGUUGGUCAGACGUGGGCGGGCCGCGGAUCCCCCCGAGAAGGCGGUUGGGGGAGAGCAGAGCGGCGCGGUAACGUUUCGGCCUGCGGGGAGAGGGGUCGCGGGUACUCUGGUGUAGUCUCUGGGUUUGUGUCAAACCAAACGUUGCGGUGGUUGUGGUAUUUGUCAGGGAGAGGGGGCUUUCCUAGCGUACGCGACGUUUCGAAUUUUGUCUAGCUUGGGUCUUGUUUGGGGUCGUUGGCGGAGGAGGCGAGCAUCAUGGUCUUGGGAUUGCGCAAGUAUCUUGUUUCUCCGUUGUUGUUACAAGUGCUUCGAAGUCUGAGAGUGCUUCCGGAGAGAGAGCCGAUUUGAUUGUUGCUUGCCCGGUGUGGGGUCUUUUGAAUUGACGUCGACUGUGCUACAUAACCAGCUGACCAAUGAAAAUAUGUCAGUCUCAGUAAGGUUGAAAACAUUAUGAGUGUUUUCAGUUGGCUCGUCAUGCCGCAAGUCCUUCGGUUGGGGUGCGAAGCGAGUGUUGCGCACAAACCCGGGAGAUGAUAUUUUCGGCGGUUUUUCAGCGGUUUUUGGUGAUGACGCAAUUUCGGCCUCCCAUUGCAUGGGAUUGGCCAAGGUUUUACCGACUGUAGUGCGUCGAGCUCAUGAGGUCCGAAGAAAUGCGGGAUGAUACUUCCCGUCAUUCCCGUCACUGCUGUGGCGGAUUGGAACCGUUUUGGGGC
Molecule: messenger RNA, 3360 nt
Organism: Ectocarpus sp. CCAP 1310/34
Lineage: Eukaryota; Phaeophyceae; Ectocarpales; Ectocarpaceae
Source: the annotation of a GenBank genome assembly